AUGCUUGGUUGGAAAUAUAUCAGCCCACUUUUGUGCACCUUGAGCGCUCAAGUUAGUGCAACAAGUGUUUCCGUUCUCUAUCAAUUUCCUUCCGGAACAUGGAUCGAGAAUAUGGCCGUCCGUAGCAACGGCAACAUUCUAGUCGUGCUCUGGUCGGCGCCAGAGGUUUAUGAAAUCAACCCUUUUGUGUUACCAUCCACCGCUCAACUUGUCGCUCGCUCGUCUUAUUCGCUAUGGACUUUUGAUUUGCGCACCUCGAAGCUCUCUGGGAAGGCUGAACUAAGCCGAAUUAUUGCUAGCGUCCCGAACGUCGGUAUUCUCAAUGGCCUUACCAAACUCUCCAACACCAUGCUAUUAGCGAGCGAUACCAAACUCGGUGCUGUUGUCCGGUUUGAUCUCAGAAGCAACUCUUCUGAAGUUGCCAUCAAAGACGAUACCAUGGUUGGACUACCGCUCGAUCUCGGAGCAGGAAUCAAUGGAAUUCGUGCGCGGAACAGCACGAUAUACUACAAUAACUCUAUCAGAGGCAUAUUCUGUCGUCUCGAGGAAGACACGCGCUCGGGUGAUGCCAUCGGCUCCGCCCAUGUCGUGGCCGACGGACUCGGUUUCCUUGAUGACCUGGCUAUCGGCCGUGAUCAGGACGACCCGUCGUACCUGAUGCAGUAUCUUGCAGGAUCAGUCGUCCAGGUCCAGGCCAACGGAAGCUCAGCCGUUGUUGCUGAUGGUCUGGACUUUCCAAGUUCUGCCCAAUUUGGGAGGACAUUGGAGGAUGGCAACCGACUGUACGUUACAAGUACUGGAUUCCCGCCUGGUUUGUAUCUGAAAGGGCUCUUCGCUGGAGGAAAAGUGUACAUGAUAGAUCUUUGAUAGUUGGAUACCGGUAUGGCCUGGUUUGGCUGUCAUUAU
Molecule: messenger RNA, 906 nt
Organism: Verruconis gallopava
Lineage: Eukaryota; Fungi; Ascomycota; Dothideomycetes; Venturiales; Sympoventuriaceae
Exons: 2
Coding region: 1-867 (288 amino acids)
Source: RefSeq, a predicted model, not a curated record